Molecule: messenger RNA, 3588 nt
Organism: Naegleria fowleri
Lineage: Eukaryota; Heterolobosea; Eutetramitea; Acrasida; Naegleriidae
Exons: 1
Coding region: 1-3588 (1195 amino acids)
Source: RefSeq, a predicted model, not a curated record
AUGUCCUUUUCCACUACGACAGGCUCUUCAUCGUACGGAGGAGGUGAAUUGAGAGAACGACAACAUAUUACCAGUGUUUUGGGCAGCAGCAGCAGCAGCGGUGGUAGCACUGCUGGUGGAAUCGCACCUCAUUUGCAGAACAGCCGGUUUGAUGAUGUUCAACUUUUUGAUGAUCGUGGUAGCGCUAAUUUGGCUCCUCAUCUUCAGCAAUCUUAUCAUCAUCAUCAAGGUGGAGUUCAUCCACAAACACACUCCUAUGAUCCUUCACAUACCAACACGAAUUAUAAUCAAUUUUCUAACGUGAUGAUGAUGAAUGAAAAAUAUCAAUCCGGAUCGUCCUUUCUUUACAACAAGAGAAUUGUUCCUAUUUUGAUUGUGAGCAUGAUCCCCGUAUUAACACUUGCUGGAAAAUAUAGUUUGUUUGUUUUGCUUAUGGGAUUGUUGGGCAUGUACACUUUGGACUUUCUUCAACAAAAAGCCUAUGCCUUUCUAACGUUUUGGGUCUCUCUGUGUUUGUUUUGGGCCAGCAUUUACACAACAAGUGCAUCUCUACUCUGGAUUUCAGUUUUCAAUAUAUUUGUGUUGCUGAACGGAAGCUUAUUUGUUAUGCUUACAGGCUUUUGGGCGUCCCUUCAAUCUGAAUGGUUCAAAACAUUUUCACCCGAUUUAGUGUUUGUCACGGAAAGACUGGUCUUUGCCAUGCUUCCAGUAGUUACCAUUCCUUUAGUAAUUUCUGUUGUUGUAGGUCUUGUCGGAAUUGCAAAUGCACCAUUUUACUUGGUGGGCGUUUUGUGUUUGUACGCCUUCUUGGUUGGAAGAAGAGAGGUCUCAUCAUUCUCAAAGAAUAGAUACAUUCAACAUCCUCUCGAAUCUCGAGUUUUGAUCUCCAUGAUUUUUUUGCUUCCACCAGUUUUUCACAUUUUUAUUUACCACAACACAUUCAUGGAUAAUUUUGCCUCACAUCUUUAUGCUCUGAAUGCAUUGGUUGCUUUGGCAUUAUUGUUCAUCUCGUCUGAUCCAGCUGGAUAUUUGUGGGCAUUUAAUGAUUCAGCUUACGAUAUGAUCAUUAAUCCAGCAAGAGCAACCAAGGGAGUGAAUUUGAAGAUUGAAAGCCACAACACCAUGAGAUAUUUUGUCCAGCUCAUUUCAUUGGCGUUGCUUAACUUGUGGAUUGAAUUUAGAGUAAUCGUACCAAGAUACCAUUAUUUAAUUCCAUUUGGAAGCCCAUGGGACAAGAUUAUUGUCUUUGGAGCACUGAACACAUUGGCUAGCUUUUUGUUGUUGGCAAUUUACAAUCAGAAUUACACUGGUCCAAACAAGAAUUCCCUUACCAAAUCAUUAUUAACCAUAUUCAUGGUAACGGCCUCAUUUUUCGGUGGAAUUUUGAUCGGCCUUCCUUUCUAUUUGCUUCCAUUCCCAAUUAUUGCCAUGUUCUUUGGUGUUAGUUAUACAUUUGAAAAGAAGGUUUACAAAAUUUGGGUUUUCGUUGGAUGUACCAUGAUUUGUGCUCUUUGGUUUGUUGCUCACCAUUUCUGGUUUUUGAAGUUUGAAUUUGGAGUGUCAUUCUUGCCAUUUAAUUGGUCUUUAAGAAUGACACACAGCACUAUGUUGAUCCUAUUUUUGCUUGCCGUGUCUAUGUUGGCUAUUCCAUACACUCUACCUUCUGAUGACGAGUCCACCCCAAAAGCAAUUGGAACAAAAGAAUACUUCUCAACAGCACGAAACGUUAUUUUAAUUGCUCAAGUUCUUCUCUUAGCGCUUUUGGAACAAUUACUUUAUGAGCAAGCCGAAGGAUUUUACUCUCCAACUCUCAUUAUAAUUACUACUGGUUUUGGAGUGGUAUUUUGCAAGAGACUCUUCCAGCUCAAAUUAAUUUCGAUUGACACCGUUUCUCUUUUGACUUCGCUUUACAUUUCCAAGCUGGCUAUUAUGCUCUCUCAACAAGGUGUAUACGGAACAUACAUUAGUGCUGUCUUUGCUACAGUAUCUUUCAGUAGAAUGUACUACGCUACCAUUACAAACGAUGGAGACAAAACUUUCAGCGCUAGCCCAGCAACAUGUGUUUUCUAUAUUUUUGCAAGUGGAAUUACCUUAUUUUUAACACGUAAUGUGUUGCUUAAGACAAUGAUGUCUGUUCUCAUCGAUACCAGAUUUUAUGACAUGAAUCAAGCACAUUUAUUUGGUUUCUUUUGCAUUGCUUGGGGAAUUGCUAUUUUGCCACUUUCUAUUAAUUACAUGAAACAUAAUUCACUUGUGAAGAGAUUCAACGUGUUUUUGAUAUUAAUUGGAUUGAUUGUUGCAGUGUUGCAACCAAGUCUUGCGUUCUUCUCAUUCAGUGAUAUUAGCAGCUCCUCAGUAUCAGGUACAGCAGGAUUUGCAGGUGAUUUUAACUCUCUUGAAAAAACCUCUGAAUCUCUCUCUGAUUUUAUUCCUUGGAUUGUGAUUGUUACUCUGGUUGUUCUCUUCAGUUUAGACAUUAUUUCAUUGGGAGAAAGAUCUAACCUUGUGAUUAGAAUUGCAUUCUUUGUGUUAGUUGCAGUGGGAUUUUCGAUUAGUUUCUCAGGACUCUAUCUCUAUUACACAAGAAUUUGGACUCAUUUGACGAUAUUAGUUACAAUGGUGAUUGCUGCCCUAGUGAUUUAUACGACUCACUUCCCUCUCAAUCACUCCUAUCAACCAUCCUUAUUCUUGUUUGCUGCUUUUGUCAUUACUCUUCCAGUCACCUAUUUGUCAAUUUCUAUUGAUGAAGAAUCUCUCAAACAAAAGAACAGCUUCCUCAAGGCUGAGUCAUUGCAUCCAAGUACUUAUUCAUUUGUUUUGACGGAGCUUACAAAGAGUGCCAGAAUUGCAGUGCUGGGUUUGUAUUGUGCCUUGUCAGCCCUCAUUGCAAUCCUGAUUAAAUUCAAGCUCAUUGGAUAUCCUCUAAUCAGAAUUAGAAAGGCCAACAAAGUAUUGAAUGUGAAGAAUGACAGUGAGAGUGCCUCUCAAACAAUUGAUCCAUAUCUAUCUGUUCCAGGAUCGGAUGAGUUAUCUGUUGUCAACAAUGGUGCUACUGUGGCUUGCUUUGUGUUGUGUAUUGCAUUGACAACUUGGUUGAAUCCCGAUCGAUAUGAAGCUUACUUGCUAUUCUGUUGCAUUUUCUUGCUUCUCAAUAGAGACAGCCAAUUAUUGUCUGAAUUCAAGGACAGCUUGAGAUUUAUUGUGGUUUUGCUUGCAAUGGAAGUUUGCAUGGCAAUGUUCUUCAUGAUUGACACCAUUCUUUUCUUCAGCACAUCUGCAACCUCUCCCAACACUUCAUUUGAUGGAAUGAUUUCACAGUAUGCCCUCAAAUUCCUUCUCCUGAUCCUUACAUUACCAAGUCAUAUCUUAUUCAUUAGAUUCCUUAUGAGAUUGAACAAACCAAAUACUCGACCAAUUUUAAUGUCACUCCCAUUCAGUCUUCUCUCUGCCAUUCUCACCAUUGCAUUCUCUCUCUACUUGGACAACUUUUACAGCUUGAUUUAUAUUACUGUCAGUGCUGUUGGCGCCUCCAUUCUACAAGCCAUGAUUUCUGCACAGUACGUGAGAGAACAAGUCAUUCUUCUCUAA